Messenger RNA from Betta splendens (Siamese fighting fish), 4019 nucleotides. RefSeq names its product GTPase IMAP family member 4-like. NCBI's taxonomy places the organism in Eukaryota, Metazoa, Chordata, Actinopteri, Anabantiformes, Osphronemidae. The transcript has 2 exons. Gene Ontology annotation, molecular function: GTP binding. The record is from RefSeq and is a predicted model, not a curated record. Bases 750 to 1685 code for a protein of 311 amino acids.
CACAUCUAGAUAUAUCACAGAUAGAUAGAUAUAAGAGCUCUAUUCAUCAGUUGACUAAUCAUCUGGUUUGGGAUCAUUAACAAAUGUCAGCUGUUAAAAACUUUGUUUCUGGUGUUUUGUGUUUUGUUUUGGUUGAAUAUAUUAAUUAUCGUUGUUACUCUUUUACACAGUGCUUCACUAAUGAUUAUAUUCAUGUUCAUUAUGUGUCACUAAAGGGACUGUAGUCAUGAACGUCCACAGCAGGUUUAAACCUUGUGGUUUCUAAUCUCAUUUCUGCUUCUAGACAUACAGAUGUUAUUAAGGCAUGGCUGAGCUGUUAGUGAGAGAUAAUCGCUGCCCUGUUAAUCAGGACUAUUUACCGAAACAGAUAAAUAUGUACUAAUGGGGCGUAGACUCUUAAAAUUGAUUCACCCAAUAUCGUAACCGUUUCAGCAGAGACUGACUGCUGUCCACUGCGCAUGCACCAUACUGUUCCUCCUUCUGGCCACACCCGCUCCAUCCCACAGAGUUCAGCUGAAGCUGACAUCCCAUAAUAAAAGGUCUAUUGCUGCUACGCUUCCAUUCAAGGUCCACCUAAAGGCUUUAAACAUCCACAACAGACAGAGUAUUCAUUCCCUGAUUGUCUGUUCACAUACUGUGUGUACUGCAGUACUGCGUGUUCUUGCAGUACUGCAGCUCGCCACACGGAGCAGUAUGUUUACCAGAGAGAGAGGAACAGAGAAAGAAAGAGAAAGAGAUGCUUUCCCAACAUGGCUCUGGAUUUGACUGGAGGCUUGAGGAUAGUACUGGUGGGCAAGACUGGAUCGGGAAAGAGUGCUACAGGAAACACCAUCCUCGGAAGAGCCGCCUUCAAGGAGGACCCCAGUCCCGUGUCUGUGACCAAGCACUGUGAGACCCAGAGUGGGGAAGUGGACGGGACUAUGGUCCAGGUGACUGACACUCCGGGCCUGUUUGACACGGCCAUCACAGAAGACGAAUUAAAAACCAGAAUAGAGGAGUGUGUCAAGAUGUCGGUGCCGGGCCCCCACGCCUUCCUGCUGGUGAUCAGGCUGGGCGUCAGGUUCACGGAGGAGGAAAGGAACGCCGUGAAGUGGAUCCAGGACAACUUCGGAGACGACGCGUCCAUGUACACUAUCAUGUUGUUUACCUGCAAAGAUCAGGCGAAAGCCGACAAUGCGUUGAAGGAGUGCAAGGAGCUGCGCAGGCUCUCCAUCACGUUUGGCCGAAGAUACCACGCCUUCAACAACAACGACGCAGACGACCGCCUCCAGGUCACAGAGCUGGUCACCAUGAUCAAGGAAAUGGUACAGGAAAACGGAGGGAAGCACUACACCAACGAGAUGUACGAGAAGGCCCAGAGGAAGCUGAGAGAGGAGGAGGAGAGGAAGAAGCAGGAGGAAGAAGAGAAGAAAAAGGAGGAGAAGGAGAUGUGGGAGGCAGAGAGGGAGAAGAAGGAGAAGGAGAAAGAGCGAGACAAGAGGGUUCGAACGAAGAACGUGCGCGUGGCUUCAGCGGCCGCAGUGCUGCUGGUGUUAGCAGGGGCCAUCAUAGCGGUGGGAGCUAGCACCACGGUGGCUCUGGCUCUGGGAGCGCCCGUGCUCGUCCUGGGAGUCUUAUGCGGUUUGGUCGCUAUUUUUAUAUGGAAGAAGAAAGGCUGCAAGGCUAAAGCAAGCAGUCCAGUAUAACAUGGACAGUGAUUAUUGACAAGGACACGACGACUUUCUGCAGACACCGAAUGUACAGCAGAUGUUUCCCUUAAUCGCUAUUAAAGUCAUCACUUUCUGCCUUUUCUGCUUCCUACAGUAAAUGAAUUAGGUUUGAUCCAAGAUGCAAUAGCAGAAGUAUGUGAAUUUAUAUGCGGUAUGACACAAAGCGCGUUUUCUUUGUGUGUUUGUGUUGAGUUUGAACCUUAAGUAUGAAACCUACUUCAUGAGUUAUACUUGAACAACUUAUAAGCAUUUGCGCUUAUGGCAAAACAGGCUGGUUUUGUGCUACAGAACCCAUUCACAGGGUUUUAACAUUUAGUCUUUUAUAACUUAUGACAGUUCUUUCUUAAAUAAAAUAUUCAUGCAUAUUAAUCACUGCUUCCCACGAGCUGUUCCCUCAUUUUAUUAUUAGCAGCAUUACAAGCCCACUUCCUCAAAGGAAACACGGACAAUGGAAAACAUCUGCUGACCGCUAGGGUUUACGUACGAAACGCUUUAAACAAAGCGAUGCUGUCAGCACAUACCACCCGACAGCAAAACGAGCAGAAACGCUCUGACUUCAUGUAGUCAAAUAAUCGAAUUACAAAUUGCAGUAAAUAAUACUGUAUGUAACGUUAUGGCUGAGGAGUAAUGUUAAAUUAAAAUAAAUUAAAAUUUAUUCUUUAGUACAUGAUGAAUAAAACAAACACAAAAAGUAAAGUAACUUCUUUUGGCUUUAUCCCGUCAGGUGUUGCCAUAGUGACAUUAUGGCAGAUUCCCUGACGCAGUCUUUGCCAAACGGCCAAUCAGACCUACUAAAUAAAUAAUAAUACAUUAGGGAAGAAUACAAUGUCCAAUAUUUAUUGUCUGUUUUUCUUGGUCUAUAUAUAGAAUAUCUGGUUUGGUUACUACUGUAUAUAUAGAACAGAUUAGUUGAUUUCACAUUGAUUGACCUACUGUAAGUUGUUUUUGUAGUGUCAUGAUACAUGUCUGCCCCCGAUGCCCAGGUCGCGGGUUCAAUCACCUCAGAGGGGGGUUGUGUCAGGAAGGGCAUCUGUUGUAAAAACUUGCCAAAUCACUCAUGCGAAUCAUUGGCUGUGGCGACCCCUGGUGGGAUAAGAUGAAAGGACUUACCUUUGUCUGAUACAUGUCUGCUUUCAUUUCAGACAAUGACAAACACACAGUGCAAAUAUGCUCCAGACCUCGUGGAGCCAACGUCCUGAUGCUUUGGAACUCAGGUGUCAGCUGCUUAUCUAGUGGUUCCUUGACUGAACACACCUGAUCAACGUAAGUAGUAGGUGAGGCAGGCUGAGAUGGAAACCAGCAGCCUGAGUCUGACGCACAAUGUUAAACUGGCAUAGCAUCGAACAACAUAAACUGUGCUUUCCCUCCAUAGGUUUAAUUUGUCUUUUACAUAUCAAAUUUAACUUUCAAAGUGUUAACAAGCUGUGUAGUGAAACCUUACAUUUUAAUGGCUCAUCACAGUGCAUCACAUUUUUCAGAGUUAAUAAGCUGUGAUAAAUAUGUAUCUAAUUAUAAAUAUUAUAGCAAAGAAAAGCUGUUACAUUGUAUUUCUAAACAUGAUUUUAUAAGGCAACAAAUGCAAUGAAUACAUGUUGACUUUUAGGGUCACAUCUAGGCAAAAAUUAGCUUUAGUCUUUCUUUGGUUUAGAUUUCAUCCACCCUCCGAUGAACGCAGCCCCUGCUCCUACCAGCAUUACAGUUGCUCGCACUGCUCGCACAGGAGCGGCUACAAUUGUGGCACCUGCUGCUGCUAUCAUCACGUAAUUGCUAACAGUGAUGAUACGGUCUUCCAUCUUUCCCAGCCAUAUUUCCUUCUCCAGCUUUUUCUGGGCCUCUUCAUAUAUGGUGCUUGUAUAAUGGUUCCCAUUGACACUCACUAUCCUGUCAAUGUUUUCAAAGAGAUCAUAAACCUGACUGCGAUUUUCCUUACAGGUGUUGUCAAACUCAACAUACCCUGUUUUACAAUCCCUAAUGAGCUUUAUGAGCUCUGGACUUUUUUCCACAUACGUCUCAACAGAGCUCCCCUUUAGAAUAUCAGCCCUGGUGAAAAGCACCAUUGUGUACUUGGCAGCUUCCUCACCAAAGUUGUCCUUGAGCCACUGAACAGCCUUCCUCUCCUCAUCCGUGAAGCGCACAUCCAGCCUGAUCACAAGCAGGAACACAUGGGGUCCGGGGAGCGACAGCAUGAUACAGUUCUCGAUUUCUUUUUUCAACGUGCUCUCAUCAGUGGACGUAUCAAAGAUCCCAGGGGUGUCAAUAACACUCACAGUCCUUUCAUUGAAGUGGCCUGUUUCCUUUUUGCAUGUCUUU